UGCCAGCAGGGGGCGCCCUGACGUGCCGAGGACAUAACAGAAAGUGUCGGGAUGUGCACUGUAGGACCGGACGCCAUAGAGAAAGCAGCAAGCAGAGGGGACGCCGACUUACCUGCGGUCUCCUGCUGUGUUCGCAAAAGAUGAAACUCAUCAUUUUGGAUGACUAUGACCAAGCUAGUGAGUGGGCUGCCAAGUACAUUAGAAAUCGCAUCAUCCAGUUUAACCCAAGUGCUGAGAAAUAUUUUACGUUGGGCCUUCCUACAGGAAGCACGCCACUGGGAUGCUACAAGAAGCUUAUUGAAUACCAUCAAAAUGGAGAUCUCUCCUUCAAGUAUGUGAAAACCUUCAACAUGGAUGAGUAUGUGGGAUUACCCAGGGAUCACCCAGAGAGCUAUCAUUCUUUUAUGUGGAAUAACUUCUUUAAGCACAUCGAUAUCAGUGCUGAAAAUGCUCACAUCUUGGAUGGAAAUGCUCCAGAUCUUCAGACUGAAUGUGACUUAUUUGAGGAAAAAAUUAAGGCUGCUGGUGGAAUAGAAUUAUUUGUUGGAGGGAUCGGGCCUGAUGGUCACAUAGCUUUUAAUGAACCAGGGUCCAGUCUGGUAUCCAGAACGAGAGUGAAGACAUUGGCCAUGGACACCAUAUUGGCAAAUGCACGUUUCUUUGAUAACAAUCUCUCAAAAGUACCUACCAUGGCUCUGACUGUUGGUGUAGGAACAGUGAUGGAUGCAAAAGAGGUAAUGAUACUGAUCACUGGGGCACAUAAGGCCUUUGCUCUAUACAAGGCUAUAGAAGAAGGAGUAAACCACAUGUGGACAGUGUCUGCCUUCCAGCAGCACCCAAGUACAGUGUUUGUUUGUGAUGAAGAUGCGACACUAGAGCUGCGUGUAAAGACUGUCAAAUAUUUUAAAGGGUUAAUGCAUGUUCACAAUAAACUGGUCGAUCCCCUGUACAGCAUGAAGGCGAGAGGAACUGCAGUCGGACAGACCCCAAAGAAACCAUACAGUGACUGAGCAGGGCAGAGGACCUCUGGAUGACUUGAUGAAGGGUCAGCUUGUAUGACUAUGUUGCUUGAAGAACAUGGUCUGCUAGCUCCCUGACCAGCCCCGAGGAGGACAGCCCCUUAAUGCUUGAUGGGCCAGUGUGAUGUCACACCAUCAGUAAUAUGCACUCUGUGAAUACUUUUCACUGUUUAGGCUGCACUCACACAGUCCUGUUGAUAGUCCAUGUAAGGAUUGUAUAUUUCACACCUUUUGAGCUUUUUUUUUCCAGGUUUUCCUCUGAAAUGUAAAGUCCUAAGGCUGGAUGUGCGUAUUAUGUUGCCAAACUUCAGCCGACCGCAUGUCUAAUAACCAGACCUUUUUUGGGUCACUAGACUAGGUUGGGUGAGGAUUUGUGACAUAACACAUUUGUAAAAAUGCAGUAUAUUACUUUAGUGUUGAACCACCUAACAGAUUAAUAUGACUCUGUGAAUACAGCCUUAAACCAUGCCUUUCCCCAAAUUGCAGUUUUUAGGAUCAAAAUGUAUUUUUCAAACAUUAAAAAUGUUUUGUAUUAGAAA
This is a messenger RNA of Bufo bufo (common toad), 1558 nucleotides long. RefSeq names its product glucosamine-6-phosphate deaminase 1 (gene GNPDA1). Gene Ontology annotation, molecular function: identical protein binding; glucosamine-6-phosphate deaminase activity. The record is from RefSeq and is a predicted model, not a curated record. Gene Ontology annotation, biological process: carbohydrate metabolic process; D-glucosamine catabolic process; N-acetylneuraminate catabolic process. The coding region runs from base 141 to 1010 and encodes 289 amino acids. Gene Ontology annotation, cellular component: cytoplasm. NCBI's taxonomy places the organism in Eukaryota, Metazoa, Chordata, Amphibia, Anura, Bufonidae. The transcript is spliced from 7 exons.